AUGCGACUCAUCAACGUGAAGACGGGGAAACUGGAGCAGUUUCACAUCAAUAAGCCACCUUACGCGAUCUUGUCGCACACAUGGGGCGCCGACGAAGAGGAAAUAUCGUUUCAAGACGUCGAAAGUGGAAAUAUUUCGGGAAAGGAGUUUGGAAAGUUCAAGCUUGAGAAAUGCUGUAAACAGGCCAAAGAAGACGGCCUCAACUACGCAUGGAUCGAUACCUGCUGCAUCGACAAAACGAAUUCCGUCGAACUCAACGAAGCCAUCAACUCUAUGUACCACUGGUACCAGGCAGCGAAUACCUGCUAUGCGUAUCUUGCCGACGUUUCUACGGAGGAUAGCACGACAAACUUGGCAGCGCUGCAACACAGCCUCUGGUUCACGAGAGGAUGGACACUACAGGAACUCCUUGCGCCUAAAGACUUGGUAUUCUACGGGCGAGGCUGGGACUAUUUAGGGUCCAAGACCCAACUUGCCGAAGUGUUGGGAGAAAUUACCAGCAUCCCCCCUCGAUUUCUUCUAAGAAACGACGCACUGUAUGAAGCGAGUAUUGCGCAACGCAUGUCCUGGGCUGCUAGGCGCCGGACAAAGAGAGUGGAGGACAUAGCGUACUCUCUUCUCGGUAUUUUUAACGUCAUGAUCCCGAUGAUUUACGGCGAAGGAGAAAAAGCCUUCCUCCGAUUACAGGAGGAAAUCAUGAAAAAGUCAACGGAUGACUCGAUUCUCGCUUGGGGACUAGCUGCAAACUCGGACACGCCCAAGGUCGAGAACUUUAUCAUGUAUGGCAAUGUCCUUGCAGCGAGUCCUGCCGCCUUUGCGAACAGCGGGACGGUCGUGUCCCGUGGAAGCUCUAAUGCGACAAUAGAGUCAUUGGGGCUAGUUCGGGGCUUUCUACAUGCGCGCCUUCCUUUGCACAAGCACGGUGGGCAAACAUUCGGCUUACUGGAUUGUCGUCCUGACCAUGGAAACGAUGCAUUCAUCGGAAUCCCUCUGUCCCGUAUUUCACCAGGAAUCAAGUCGGACGAGUAUAUGAGACCAAUGGGCUCCGAGGCCACUCGAUUUUCUGCGUCUGACCUGACAAUCACACCAACAUCCGUACGAAUUCACGAACCUGAGCGCUUCAAAGAAGCUCCGACUUACAACCGGCGAUACGGGUUCCGCAUCAACGUGCCAUCCACGGGCGAGCUGGAGCUGAUCGAUGUUCGACCACAGAACCGAUGGGAGAAAGAGGAGACUGAAGAACCUUUUAUCUUCAGCGGAGUUGAUUUUCAAGUUGACAGCUUUCAACAGACAUGGGUUAGGCUCCGCCACCGUCGUCACGAUGCACCGAACCCACAGGAUUUUGUGAUGGUUCUCGAACUCGAAGUCAAAGACUCGCAGCCACAGGCUCGCUGCCACGUCAUGAUUGCGUCGAGGGAUACGGAUCUCGACGCGAUUGUAGGCCUCCCAGGUCUAUUGAAACAUGUCUUUGGCAAGUCCACCGCUGGCAACGGUCUACUCGAAGUGAAGGCGACCCUGAAUCAGGAUCGCAUGGCAAUGCAGCAGGUCUUUGCCGUCAACCUGCUCGCGCAUCCCUCGCUCCCAGGUACACCGCAAUCCCCCAGUGCAACCGCUGAGCUUCAGCUCGUAGAGCACACUCUCAACUUGCAGAUGGUUUUCAAAGAAGACAAGCAGAUGCGGCCCAAGAUGGAUACGAUUCCCGAAAUACUGCGCGAAAGUAUCGCUUCUCUUCAAUCCAGAGAAAAGCGCAUUGAAGUUGUUGAUAAAGAAAUGGACCAGCUGCAGAAACAAAUCAACCAGUUACAGAAGCAAAUCAAAAUUUUGCAGAACGAAAAGCACGACCUAGUCAAGGGUUUGAACAAAGAGGCCAAACAUAUGCAGUUUCUAUCCCAGGAGAAUAACACCCUCUUGGAAAGGCACACCGAGAUAAUCCAAACGGUCUCUUCGUCGCGAAAUUUACCGGAGUCACUGGGGGAAAAGCGAGCAACACUAUGGGACGAGGAGAUGCUCGACUAUUUCUCAGACACUCUACUUUCCUCCGACAGGCUGUACGAUAGUCUUUCCGACAUUCAAGACAGAAGUCAGAGGAUCUUCAUGCAAGCAGUCGACAUGGGGUGUUUGGCUAUCAUGAGGUUUCUCGUCAGCAGCAUGGACAACCUCUUGUUUGAAGACUCGCUUGGACGCAACGUACUGUGCAGGGCUAUAGACAACAACAUUUCAGCGGCAAUAUGGCUAAUCGAAGAGAGUGGCAUUGAUUCUGCUCACAUCGACAGCCGCGGCGUUCCUGCAUUGGUAGCGGCGGCAGCAGAAGGGCACCUCAGCAUCGUCCGCAGUCUUCUUGAUCACGGCCAGUCUGUUGAUCCGGCGCGCCGCUACCCUCUUGGCCUCCUUUGGUACGUGCGGCUGCUUAUGGACACCUCGACUGCGUACAUCUGCUACUCGAAUCGGGAGCAAACCUCGAAAGUCGAAAUCACAAUGGAGAAACUGCACUUGCCUGCGCGGCAUCGUCAGGGCAUCACGACAUCGCUCAGCUACUUCUCGAUGCUGGGGCCGACAUCGAUCCCAAGUCAACAACUGGCUCCACUCCAUUGA
Colletotrichum karsti is the source of this 2592-nucleotide messenger RNA. Its product is annotated as 37s ribosomal protein rsm22. The transcript has 2 exons. NCBI's taxonomy places the organism in Eukaryota, Fungi, Ascomycota, Sordariomycetes, Glomerellales, Glomerellaceae. Gene Ontology annotation, molecular function: protein binding. Bases 1 to 2592 code for a protein of 863 amino acids. The record is from RefSeq and is a predicted model, not a curated record.